Molecule: messenger RNA, 5310 nt
Organism: Saitoella complicata NRRL Y-17804
Lineage: Eukaryota; Fungi; Ascomycota; Saitoellomycetes; Saitoellales; Saitoellaceae
Exons: 1
Coding region: 1-5310 (1769 amino acids)
Biological process (GO): chromatin organization
Cellular component (GO): HIR complex; nucleus
Molecular function (GO): nucleosome binding; protein binding
Source: RefSeq, a predicted model, not a curated record
AUGGUCAGAUUCACUGCCAUCAACGAGGAACCACAAAUCGAGGCUGAAAAGUCCACACACGAAGUCCUCAUCGAGAAUGCGCUCAAGACAUACCAAUCCGCCCUCGCAGCCCAACAAGCUGGGAAUUUUGCGUUGGCGGAGAGGCUGUAUGCGCAGGUUAUCCAGAGUGAUCUCGUUCAGGAGGAGUUGAUUGACGUUUGGGAAGAGGAGGAGGUUGUUCAUGAGUUGAACGAUGAGGAGGAAAGUGAUGUGGAGGAGGGGAGGGAUGCGGGGGUACCGUUGCCGGUGCAGAAAAAGGUUGAUCCGCCAUUGCCGCCGCUGCUACUUCUUCGAUUUUUGGCGUUGAAAAAUUAUGCGACGUUUCGGCUUGAGCGACUCUCCAAAGAUCCAAGUUUUCUACCAAAUCAGACGCGGGCGGAGACCUUACGAUCAGCAUUGGAGGAUUUCACCUCGGCGUUGUCAUGCGAAGAUACAGACCCAAGCGUGUGGAGAAGUGUCGCAGAAUUGGCAGCUGCACUGGGCUCGACGAAAUUGGAGAGAUUCGCGCAGGAAAGCAAUUUCGCAUUCAGUGUGGACCUCAACCAAGACGCGGAAGAAAUCAAAGACCUCAAAGUCGGUCCAGGAGGAAUCAGCGCCGCUCUAGACCUCCUCGGCGCAAUCGAUCCCUUAGAGGACGGAUCAGCCGAUAUGCGAGACGCCCUCCUCUCCAUCCUCAAAGCAAACAAAAUCAAACCCCCACCAACCAAAGUCUUCAAAUCCCACCCAUGGCUAGCAACAGAACUAGCCCUCCCACCACCUCCCCUUGCCGAAACCCUUCACGCAACACAAUCCUUCCCCCUCAAAGUCCGUCUACAAAAGCAGACUUGGGCGGAACUGGGUAAACGUCUCCUCGAGGCCUACCACUCCGCGAUCCCAGCACCGAGCGUCUCGAUCGAGAUGGCGCCGUCGAUAUUGAGUACGGAGGUUGAGGAUGUCGUUGUGUCGCGAUCGCCUGAGCAGCCGAGGCGGCGGUCGUUGGUGCCGAUGGAGACGUAUACGGAUGUUGUCCGACCGAAAGACGAAUCCCCUGAAGCGACCAUGAAUGAACCAGGCUCCUCGGAUCGGAAGAGGAGAUCCAGUGUCGAUGCUACAGCUGCGACACGAGCGAGUAAACGUGCGCGUGGGACGGGUGUUGUCAUACCUGCGGAAGAGACGGGGGGGAUGCAGACGCUGUAUGAACAGGAUCUCCAAUUCGUAAUUUCGUUGAAUAUGAUUUUGGGGCGGAUCGAUAUGAGUUUGGGCGAGCCUGAGCAGAUCGGUGUUCAGGCAGGCGCGUCGUCGGAUAAGACACUCAACGAGUUCCGUGAGCUAUUGAAGGGAUGGACAGAAGCUGAUGCACGAGCUUGGUCCGCGACCGGCGCCGCCAAAAAACCCGACGUGACCGCAUCCGACACUUCGCUUUUCGACCUCGCUGCCGCUGAUCCCCCACGGUCUGCGAUCGGUGCGGAGGAUAUGGAGGGUUUGUUGAGGUUCAUGGAGCAAGCCAAAGAGAAGGGGAUGGCCGUCGUGGAGUGUUGUCUUGCCUGGCUAUGUGCCCUCACCCGCCAACACGACGCAGGCGUCCGAAGUGCCUACGAACGCGAUGGAUGGGAUCACGGUUUAAAGAACGUCGUCACAAAAGUCGCCAUCGCGCUCGAGACACACUGUUUAGAUUUCCUGAAGGGGUCGAGGAGGGAUGUAUUGACCCUCUCGUGGGCACAGACGUUGUAUGAGAUUUAUUUGGAUGCGGUUAUGGAGGAGGAAAGAGGAAGGAAGAAGGAGAAUCCUAUCACAGACUUCACUAGCAGGGAUACAUUGGUGAGGUGGGGUGGUCUCGUACAGGAUCUAUUGGAGGAGGUCGAGAUAGCGGAUCGAGCAGAGGUUGGACUUGGGCGUGAGGUUGAAUUACGAUACAUCUGGGCUAGCACCAUUUUCGCGCAGGUCGCGGGUGCGCCGCAUGGUGAUAUCCUGAAACGGUACGAGGAUAUCAUAGUUACACUCGAGGCUGAAGGACAGGGGUUCGAGGUUGUCCUGCCGAAUUGUCAUUCGUUACCGAAAGUUUCGGCUGCGAAAGCGAAUCUUGAGAUUCAGAAGUUUGAAACGAUGGAUUAUUUCGUUGGGAUUUUCCAGACGUCGAGGGAUAAGAACUCUACCGAGUCCAUCCGCGAAUUAGAGGCGAUAUUGUUGCCGUCUGCAGCGUCGGAUGGGGAUCAUCAGAUGCAGCUCAUUUUCCAGUUCUUGGAGUCGAGUUCCCUGGAGUUUCGGUUGUAUCUAUGGAAGGUGUUGGAGGAGGCGUACUCGGUGAAUUUGCAGGCUGAGAAGGCACUUGAAUGUAUGUUUGAGAGUUUGGGGUUGAUGGUGCAGGAGAUGCAGAAGGAUUCGGCUAAGAAGGCUGCUGAGACUGAGAGGCGGUUCUUGCUUUUGAGAAAUUGGCGGGUUGUGCAGGAUGUUAUCACUCGUGCGUCUAACACCGUACAUAACAACCCUAUUGUCGCGGAUUUUGAUGGUGAGAAGACGGCGGCGUUCAUUGGGUCCUUGUUAUGCGUGCUUCGGUUGUUGCUACACUUUGCAUUAUACGAGGAUGCUGUGGAUGGUGGCGCUUUGCCAAAACACGGAGAUGCAAUAUUUGGAAGGUUCAGAGACAGCUUGAGGGAUCUGCUGGUCAGAUCAUGUAACCUUCUCUACUUCCUCCUUCACCGUGCUUUGAACUGCAAGGUGUCGCCAAGUAACACGAUUCCGGAUUUGGAACUCGCUCACGCUGAGGCUUACCCCGUUUUGAGCACGCUUUUGCGGGUUCUACAUGAUGAGUUGGGGAGCCGAAGUUAUUGUUCAUUGGCCGGUGGCAUGUUUCUACAACUUCUCGAACAGGAGCUUCUGCGGCUCGAUAGGCCGGAUGACAGGUUUGAGUUCCUUCAGUGUCUGCAUUGUCGUUAUGAAAUGACCAUGAGCAUGGACAACUUUCACGCGUUCGAGCAUCAUGCGAAGCCCAGCAAGCUGGAAAGGAAUGAUGCCUUGCGAAUUGCACCCUUCAUCAUGAGCUCGAUCAGGCCGACUAGCACGAGAGAAUAUAUUGUUCGAAACGAUAUCAAGGCCGCUCUGGAACAGAUUUGCCAGGCGUUGGCGUUCCCUCCAGCAGUCACGGCUGUCACUGUGAACAACCAAAUCAUCGGUGGGUAUUUGGAAAGCAAAAUCGAUCCCCUGUGGUUCUCCGACUGCAGGAAGGGAACGUUGGCUUUAUCGACCAUGCCCGUCGUAUCGAUGCGACAUGAAGAAGCUGUCCGUGAACUUUAUCUACUUCAAGCUCGAGUGCUGAUGACGCAACAUCGUUUGCGCGCCAAGCAGACGCAGGUGAAGCCUACAGAUGACCUUAUCGCGGCGCGAGGCUAUUUCAUGCUGGAUUUGUCAAUCAAUCCCGACCGUUUUGAUUCGUGGUAUGGACUGGCACAAACCUAUUCCGGCGUCAGCGACAAUGAACUGGCCACCUCCGCCGAUAACAUUCUGAAGAAAUAUGAUGAGAUCGUGGAGUUACAGAAGAAAGCAAUUCUCUGUUACAUGAUGGCUAGAAGCACUUCAAUGAGAUGCCAGACGGUUGAUCCGGGAUAUUUCCAGCAAUUUAUGCUGGAUUUCGGCCAGCAGCUUUACAUCGCGAGUCGUGAACCGACCAGGAUGUCCGCUUUUAUUGUGGACAUCGUGGAUUGGCAGGACCCCUCUCCCACCGUCGCCGACUCUGAGGAAGCGAGUGUCAAUCAGGGCGCUCCGGACAUCAGGUCUAUCAAUCGCAUUGAGAAGAAGAUGUGUAAAAGGGCACCCAUACGCCUUGCAGCGGAUUGUUUCUCCAUUGCAAAACAGUUGAACCCGCAGGACUGGCGAGCGCCCUAUAUGCUUGGCAAGUGUCUUGCACGUUUGGGUAAACAACCUGAGCUGGUACUGGAGCAAUAUGUCAUUGCGUGUCAGGUAGCUCCGGAGAAAAGCCCGGUCACACAGGAGCUCGUUAUCGAUCCGCAUUACAAAUUCAUAUCGCAGGUAUUUAAGUACGUGUGGAUCAAGAAAACCGUAUCGGUCGAAGACGGCUGGAAGUAUCUUGACUACACACGUUACCGUGGCGCCAUCACUGCAGGCGAAGGCGAAGUGAACUCCUACAGACUUUUCUUCAAGCAAGUGUAUGCAAGCUUGUUGACGAUAAAGGACGCUGAUAAAAAGCAUUGGCAUCACCGUCCCGUCUAUCUUUGGGCGAAGCUUAAUGGCGAGUAUGGGGAAAACCCCAUCGGUGCCAAGACUGAGCUUCAGCAUUUGUUCGAGAAGGGUUCCGUGUGCAAAAUUUGGCGCACAGAGUUUGAGAGACCUGGUCGACAUUACGUCUACAACCAAAGAUAUACGGCUUUGCUCAUCAAGUACGCAAGUCAAUCAGGCGAUGUUGAUACACUGAGAGCCAUUGCAAAGAAGCUCAGGAAAGGGUCCGCAACAAUGACAAACCAUAAGGAGGUUUGGGACUACUUGUGCGAGAAGUACCUCGAAGCCCUGCGUCAUCGAUGCCACUUCUCGGUCCCCUCGUCCCUCUUGCAAGAUUCAUGCACGGUUGAGAUCUUCAAUCAAGCUGCGCAGGCCCUUGAAAAUGCCUAUUCAACCCCAGGGGUCAUGUCGUUGGAAUUUGAUGCCAUGAAGGACAUCAUUGAACUCAAAAAGCUCAACGCUGGUUUCUAUGAGGACGUUGAUGUCUUCGAUGACCGAAUCAUCGACAUUUACAGUCAACUCAUCCAUCGUUUCUUGCCAUUGCAGCAGCCCAGCGCACCUACACCUGGCCAUGCUAAUGCUAUGUCAUUGUCAAGUAUCAUGACACCAAGGCCUUCCCCCGCGUUCCCGCCCGUAGCUACGAUGGGUAUGCCUUUCCAGGUUACUGUGGGCAUGCAAGCUCAAACGAAUUCACCAAGCAUGCCGGCGACUCCGUCUGUGCCGCAGUCGGCUCCCGCUCCUGAAGCGGCAGAUGUGAAGACCCCAGUCAAGAGUAACAAGGUGACCAGAGCCAUGAUCCUCCAAAAGGCAGCAUCGUUAGGUAAACCAAAAUCUCGAAAGGUGGAGAAAGUUGCCCAAAUACCGGAGAGCUCGCCAAUUCCUACCGUCCUCCAGUCGCCAGUCGUGGAACAAACACCACACUUCUCGAUACCAUAUUCGUAUGGACCUGGUCAGCACUCAGGUUCUUCGACUCCAGUACGGGAGGCACCACCGCAAUACCCUGGCAUUGCACAAUAUUUCAUGCCUAGCCAAGGCAAUCAGGGACCUCCACCACCACAAUAA